This is a messenger RNA of Hippoglossus stenolepis (Pacific halibut), 10532 nucleotides long. RefSeq names its product APC regulator of WNT signaling pathway 2 (gene apc2). Gene Ontology annotation, biological process: pattern specification process; Wnt signaling pathway; negative regulation of microtubule depolymerization. The coding region runs from base 93 to 7670 and encodes 2525 amino acids. The record is from RefSeq and is a predicted model, not a curated record. Lineage: Eukaryota; Metazoa; Chordata; Actinopteri; Pleuronectiformes; Pleuronectidae. Gene Ontology annotation, cellular component: catenin complex; beta-catenin destruction complex; cytoplasmic microtubule. Gene Ontology annotation, molecular function: microtubule binding; gamma-catenin binding; beta-catenin binding. The transcript is spliced from 14 exons.
CUCUCCUCCCUCUCUCUCUCUCUCUCUCACCCCCUCUCUCAGUGAUCUUCAGCUCGGUUCGGAGUGAUGAGGGGGCGCUGCAGAGUGUGAAGAUGGCCAACGCCGUAUCGUCCUACGACCAGCUCGCCCACCAGGUGGAGGCGCUCCGCAAGGAGAACUCCCACCUGCGGAGGGAGCUGGAGGACAACUCCAACCACUUGUCCAAACUGGAGACGGAGACCAGCGGCAUGAAGGAAGUGCUGAAGCAGCUGCAGAGUAAACUGGAGCAGGAGGCGGGAACCCUGGCGUCGUCAGGGAGGAGCGACGUUCUGCAUCAACUCAAAGAGCUCCACAUGGACCUCACUAAUUACUACGAACUCAAACACCAACCUCACAACCUGCGGCUGCUGCCGGACAGUCUGGGAGGGGCGGGGCUCACAGGCGCCGGAGGGGCGGGUGCAGACGGGAUUAGAGGGGCGGAGUUAGACGAUCACCUGGCUAUGCCUCUUUCCUCGUGCUCCUCCUCGUCCUCGGUCGCUGCGAUGGGUCGGACCAGGAGUCCGCUCAGAGCCGCGUGCCGUCAGAGCGCAGUGUCCGCAGGUGAGGCCGCCGCCGCCAUGCUGCCGCAUCACUUCCUGGACGGAGCCCCGCCCAAAACAGCUGUGAUCAGUGGAGCGGACGGGCGACAGAGCGACCAUCACCUGGAGGAGCUAUACAAAGAGAGGAACCUGCUGCUGGGGGAGAUCGACCGGGAGGAGAGAGAGCGCUGCUGGUACUUCAGCCAGCUGGAGGCGCUGUCGCAGAGACUGGUCCAACUGCCCCGCAUCGACACAUUCUCUCUGCAGAUGGAUCUGAUCCGGCAGCAGCUGGAAUUCGAGGCUCAGCAGGUUCGAUCUGUGAUGGAGGAACGAUUCGGCUCCAGUGACGAGAUCGUUCACAGGACGCAGAUGCGUGUUGCUCGUCUGGAGCAGCUGGAGAAGGAGCUGCAGGAGACCCGAGGGAGUCAGGAGAGUCAACUACAGCUGUCUGGAGCUGAGAAGCCCCCUGCUGGUGAACCGGAGAACUCGUCAGCAGCAGCAGGAUCAGAUGCUCCUGCAGACGGAGGCAGCAAGGUGGAGAUGGUCUUCUGGUUGCUCUCCAUGCUCGCCAACAGAGACAAGGAAGAGAUGUCCCGGACUCUUCUGGCCAUGUCCAGCUCUCAGGACAGCUGCAUCGCCAUGAGGAAGUCCGGCUGCGUCCCCCUGCUGGUCCAGAUCCUGCACGAAGCCCUGGGUGGUGGAGGUGGUGCUGGAGAGACCACGACGACAGGCGGCACGACGGGGGGCUGCAGCCGAGAGGCCAAAUCCAGAGCCAGCGCCGCCCUCCACAACAUCAUCUACUCCCAGCAGGACGAGGGCCAGGCCCGGCGGGAGAUGAGGGUCCUGCACAUGCUGGAGCAGAUCCGCACCUACUGCGACAGCGGCUGGGACUGGAUCGAGAGCCACGCCACGACGCCUUCACCUGGAGGAACCAAAACCACCGAUAUUCCGGAACCCGUGGACCCUCAGAUCUGUCAGGCCAUGUGCGCCAUCAUGAAGCUUUCCUUCGAGGAGGAGUACCGACGAGCCAUGAACGAAUUAGGCGGCCUGCAGGUGGUGGCGGAUCUGACCCACCUGGACCAUGACAUGUACGGAAUGCAGAACGAUCCCAUCAACAUGGCGCUGCGACGUUACGCAGGAAUGGCUCUGACCAACCUCACGUUUGGAGACGUCGUCAACAAGGCGACCCUGUGCUCGAAGAAGAGCUGCCUCCAGGCUCUGGUGGCCCAGCUGGCCUCCGACAGCGAGGAGCUUCAUCAGGUGGUCUCCAGCAUCCUGAGGAAUCUGUCCUGGAGGGCCGACGUCAGCAGCAAGAGAGUCCUCCGAGACAUCGGAUGCGUGUCUGCGCUGAUGACCUGCGCCCUGCAGGCCACUAAGGAGUCGACCCUGAAGAGUCUCCUGAGCGCUCUGUGGAACCUGUCGGCUCACAGCAUCGACAACAAGGUGGCGAUCUGCUCGGUGGACAGCGCUCUGGGAUUCUUGGUCAGUACGCUAACGUACCGAUGUCAGACCAACUCACUCGCCAUCAUCGAGAGCGGAGGGGGGAUCCUACGAAACGUGUCGAGUUUGGUCGCCACACGAGAAGACUACAGGCAAAUCCUCAGGGACCAUAACUGCCUCCAGACUCUACUGCAGCACCUGCGCUCCCACAGCCUGACCAUAGUGAGCAACGCCUGCGGGACUCUCUGGAACCUUUCAGCUCGGAGUCCAAAAGACCAGGAGCUGCUGUGGGACCUCGGAGCAGUUAGCAUGUUGCGCAACCUUAUCCAUUCGAAGCACAAAAUGAUAGCCAUGGGCAGUGCUGCAGCUUUAAGGAAUCUCCUCACCAAUCGACCCCUGAAAUAUAAGGAUGCUGCAGUCGUAUCCCCUGGCUCCUGCAUGCCCUCCCUCUACAUGAGGAAACAGAAGGCUUUGGAGGCGGAGCUGGAUGCCAAACACCUGGCGGAGACCUUUGACACCCUUGAGAAACAGAGCCCCAAGCACCUAACCCUCAACAAGCCACUUCGGCACAUUGAGAGUCUGGUGAAGGAUUAUGCUUCUGAUUCUGGAUGUUUUGAUGAUGAUGAGGCUCCCAACGUCUCCAGCAGCCUGGACACUGGCAGCUUCUCUAUGCUGUCCAUGUUCCUCGCCAACUCUAACUUCCUGCAAAACCAGCCUCGUAAGAGGGACAACGAACCUGAGAGAGAUGUAGAAACACAUCCGAUGAUCGAGAAGAGACAUGCACCUGCUGACGAUGUGGUAUCAGCCGCUGCAGAGAAGCUAGCAAAAAAGAUCACCAACACAGUUGCCAAGAUCGACAGGUUAGUGGAGGACAUCACCAUGCACACAUCCUCGGAGGAUAGUUUGAGCCUCAGCUCUGAAGAUCACCUGGCAGACUGGCCUUACGGACUAGAUGAUCUCAAUGAGGCAAAAUCUUGCUCCCCCUGCCGUAUGUCUGAUACAAGCAGCCUGGCCCACAGAGAACGUCUCAGCAGGGCCCACGCCCUACUGCGCCUCAAAACUGCCCACAAAAGUGUCUCAACAGACAGUCUAAAUAGUGGCAGCACCAGUGAUGGCUACUGUGGCAGCAAAGACCAGAUGCGACCUGCUCCAAGAGCCCUUAUGGUACAAAAACGACCCAACCAGCUUGAUCUUAAGGUGGCUCAUCAAGAGUACCUGAAUUUUGGACCUGUUGUCCUGACUGAGACUAACCAGCAAGAUAUUCCAGAGCGAGAUUUUGUGGACAACAAAGAUGUGACGGUUCUAGAGCUAAGCGACACAGAUUUAGAAAAGAACCAGGAUAAACCCCUACAAACACCACUCAGUGCAUCCACUAAAGUCUCCUCCGAUGUCAGCAUGACUUCAAUCAAACUGUCUCCAUCUUAUCAGCAGGUCCCUCUCAUUCAAAGUGUGGCCACGUUUGGUGUAGCAAAGACAGCGAUCAACGUCCAGGCUGCCCAAGCAAUGAGGAGGCAAGCAUGGGUACCUACGGUGAUGACUGGGGGGAGCAUUACAAAAUUCUCCCCAAUGGCAUCCACCAGAAGCCCAACCAUCGCCACGAUGGAGACAGUCCAGAAAUACUCAGUAGAGAACACACCAAUCUGCUUCUCCCGCUGCAGUUCACUGUCCUCCCUCUCUUCUGGUGACGGGGCACUGGAUGGACAAAGUGAAAAUGAGCUGGAGAGCGACUCGUCUUUAGAAAUUAUUGAAGUGGAGGAUGGAGAAGUGGUGAAGAGAACUGAAGAGGAUGAAACCUUGGAGGAUCUGAGCGACAGCCAGCUGCUGAUGACUGACUCUAAAACCUUCCCAAGCAAAGAGACGGAGCCUAUUGAGAUCCCCCGUCCUGCUAAAAGGGAAAAGGUUUUCCUUAGAGGAGCUUCACCGGCUGUACUUGAUGACAGAUCUCCAUCUAGUUCAUCUGAGAAUUACAUCCAUGAGACACCCCUGGUAAUGAGUCGCUGUAGCUCAGUCAGUUCCCUGGGCAGUUUUGAUUCUCACUCUAUAGCCAGCUCAAUCCAAAGUGAUCCAUGCAGUGAGAUGAUUGAUGGGACAAUUAGUCCCAGCGAUCUUCCCGACAGUCCAGGGCAAACAAUGCCACCAAGCCGAAGUAAAACUCCAUGUUGUGUUGAGUCGAAUGGACCAGAAACACAGACCACAGGAAUAGCUGGCCAGUGGGAAAGUAGCCUGCGAAAGUUCAUGGAGAUCACAGACUCGAAGGAAAGGUUUAAUCUUCCUCCUGAUCUGGACACAAUGAUCUACUUCACGGUGGAAAAACCAACUGAGAACUUCUCUUGUGCUUCGAGCUUAAGUGCUCUGCCUCUCCAUGAACACUACAUACAGAAAGACGUGGAGCUGAAGUUGACCCCCCUGCUCCAGCAAAAUGACAAAGAUCUUCCGUUCCCUGAUGAGGAUGAGCACGGACUCGACCACGGGGAAAGAUACAGUGAGGGCAACUCAGACGAUGACAUAGAAAUCUUAAAGGAAUGCAUCAACUCAGCAAUGCCCUCCAAGUUCAGAAAAGUAAGACCUUCCAUGAUGACCACAAUCCCUUCUCAUAUUCUCAAUUCCCGAAAACAGAUUAGUCUUCCUGUGUACAUGAUUCUCCCGAAUGGCAAAACACAAAUAUGUCCUGGAAGGAGAAUUGUCAUCCCACAAAAGGACUUCAAAUUUGACGAUUCAUCCUUCACUGAUUCUGCAGAAGGUACACCUGUUAACUUCUCCAGCACAACAUCGCUAAGUGAUGAAACACUUCAGUAUCCAGUGAAAGAGAGGGGGGCUAAGGACUGCACAGCUAAAGGUAUGAACAAACACGAAGUGCUCGACGAUGAGGAAAAGAGGAUUGAAGACUUGAGGAUAUUCUCACACUUCCACAAACCCAACAGGAUGAAUUACCCACCUGAGAUCCAAAUGAACCGAACCACCAAACAUGUCAUUCCCACUCAGAGGGUCCUGAUGCAGAGCAAAGAAGUGGCUGAUAGGGUGGCGAGCCAAAGAAAUCGUGAUCAUUCUCCAAACCAACAAAAGAAGAGGCAAGGUCAAGGCACUGUCAGAAAACUGGAACUGCCUGUCAUAAAGCAGAACACCGAAGGGAACCUUAAUGUGGGAUCACAAAGAGGAAACACAAUAUAUCGACAGACGACGCAUUCUUCAGAGGACAGUAACAGCUUCUAUGAUGACAAUAAUGAAAUUGAUGAAACAAUGAAGCGAACAAGUAGAAGACAGAUCAGGGAAGUGAGUAGAAACACUCUCUCCCGGAGUAUGACCAAUAUUGGCAGGCUUGAUAAUUCCCAAUCCAAGCCCAGAGGAUUUAACAGGAUUAAACAGAAUCUGGUGAAGGAUGAGUCUCUGGGAUGUUACUCACUCAGCUCCUCUCUUAGUUCACUGAGUGAUGCAGAGUUUGAGGAUCACAAAUCAAAAGCCCAACAAAUAUGGUACAAAAACAGACACAACAAAACACUGAAUAUGAUGCAACAAACAAAGUCGAUGACCAUUCACAGCCAGUAUGAAGAGCAAAGUUCACCAAGCUCCGUCAGCAUGGAUUCAGAGGAUGACCUCCUUCAGAAAUGCAUAACGUCUGCCAUGCCCAAGCAGAGGAGGAGGCUUGCUGCCAGGAGGAAGAAAGCUGAAAAUACUCAGAAACAAAAAGCAUCUGAUCUUUGGAACAUGGAUGAGGAAAUGGAUAGUGAUGACACGGCAUGGGACAGAGACUCCGACCUCAACAGUGUUGAAUGGAGAGCCAUUCAGGAAGGUGCUAAUUGUGUUGUCAGUGGGCUGCAGGCAUCCAAGUCUCAAGAUCCAUCCUCUGAGGAGACGGAAUCAGUCCUGUCAUUCAUGUCAACCUCCAGCUUUACACCCAAAGAAAGGAAGUUUGCUAAAGACAAAAAGGCCAAUAAACCUUUAGACUUCGCACAACGCAAGCCAGUUCCAAACUUACCUGUGGUUUUCAGAGGCAGGACAGUGAUCUAUACACCAAAAAAAGAGACAUCUCCAUCACAAAUACCUCCGCCCAGAAGAGUACCAACAAAGACAGAUGCUCCAAAGAACCCAAAUCUUGCUCAGCACAGAUCAAAGAGCCUUCACCGACUGGGCCGUCCCCAGGACAUAGAACUGUCUUUGCCAAAGAGGAGCUCUACUCCACCUCCAAGGAUACCAAAAAGUUCAUCCUCUGGAUCGUCACAAAGCUCUACACCCUCCAAACAGAGUCAGAGGAAGAUAACAUCGCCAAUUCAGACAAAUAAACCCAUCCAGAAAAAGAACGCCACACCGGCUAGUAGUCCACCGGCUAGCAGUCCCCCUGAAAGGAAGGGACGAUCUCCUGUUGUGAAUCAAAAUGAAAGAUCACCACCACCUAAAACUCAGAAGUCACCUGUCCGAAUCCCUUUCAUGCAAAGUUCAGGCAGACAACCCAGACCUCUGUCACCACUAGUGACUCAUCAAACAACCACCAGACAAACCAAUCAGGUCAAUGGGAAAAGGGUUCUACCCCCCAAUCGAUUUGACCUUGUUAGGAUGACUUCUGUCCACUCAAGUGGUGGCGAGACUGAUCGCAGUGGAUUCUUGAGACAGCUGACUUUCAUUAAGGAAUCAAAGACUGUGCUGAGACGUGAUGGAUCUGUCCGCAACAUGCCUGGAUCCCAGAAUGUAUCUCCCCGCAGAGCAGUUCCUGGAGCUUCAGCUGUCUUCCUUUGCUCAUCCCGCUGUCAGGAACUGAAGUCAGCUGUGCAAGGCCCAAGAAGGGUGCAGGUCAAAGGUCCAGGACAAGCACAGAUAGUCCACAGACCAGACUGUUGCCUUCAGAAGCAGUCUACAGCCCUCUGUAGAGCAACUUCUAGUGAAAGGGAUCUAUCAGGCAGACGUCAAGCCAGGAGGACUAGCUCGGAAAGCCCCUGCAGGGUGGCUCAGAGAACUGGGCCUGGCAGGGUGUCCGGAGUCAGGCAGCAACAAGACAAAGAUACCUUUAAACGUCACGCAUCAUCACCAAGCAUAAAUAUACUGAGCCGAGUGACCAGCCGUUCUUCCCUCCGCUCUUCGUCAUCUGAUUCAAGUGGAAGAGCGAAGAGCGAGGACGAUACAAAGAAGAAAGGGCAGCGAUCCUCAUCUCGGCUGAAUGACAGAGUAACCUGGAGGAGAAUCAGGGAUGAAGAUGUAACUCAGAUCUUGAAAAGCACCCUGCCAGCUAAUGCAUUACCUCUGGUGCCUUCUCCUGACGGGGAAAAGCCAAAGCUGCCAGCUCUUCCAGGAAAACUGCCAACCAUUCUACUUGCAUCUCGCAAGACAAGUGACGCAACCGUCCAGACAGAAGAUUUUACCAAUAACAAGACCAACUCGAGCACCUCUCCGACGGUCGAAACUGCGCCGGAAGUGGCACUUUUCAGGAAGAUCAGUGCAACCCCAGGGAGUAACCUCCAGGAUGGUGAUUCAGACGGUUCCCUGAGGGGCCACAGCACCAGAUCUACAGGAACAUCAGACAGCCACGUGGGCGGAGUUGUUCAUUUCCGCCACGGUUCCCCAAGCAAGGCUGUCCGAGUCACCCCGUUCAACUACACCCCCAGCCCCAUAGCCUGCUGCCUGCAAGACGCACAGAGCCAAGCUGCCACAAUCAACGAGAAGUCAGGGGAGAAAAGUGAGUCGUAGGACGUUUGGUGAAUUACAGGACGACUCCAUUGUGUUCCUGAUUCAAACUCUCAAACACUCAGGUGGACAGAUGAGGAGUGUGCUGGUCCCUAUACCUCGGAUAUUGACCCUUUACUUUCCCCAUUCACUCCAUUCAAGUUUGAUCAUAGCUUCCAUUCGUACAGGGUUGGAUGUAUGAAUCAAGACAGGUCGGACAUGAACGGACCCACAAUAACUUUUAGAGAUGCACUUCAGAGAAAAGUCUCCCCUGAAUAGGAAGUGCAUCUUUUUGUACUUUUUUGUAUUUGUAGAAUAUUCAUUGCCUGGUAGAAGUGUAGUGAAAAUAUAAAGCAAAAGACAAUGAACUUGAUUUCAGCACAUGAAUCACCAUCGGUCUCCAGGACAGAAUCGAUAACAAGAACAAUAUUAUGCAAACGUUAGAGUGAAAGCUCAGCUUGACUUUCACAAACUGUGGCCAACUGUUGUCAGACUUUCACAAAGGACACAAACACACCGACAUGUAAAGUAUUUUUUACAUCAACGCCUCAUCACUCAAUGUGAGACACUGUUAACAUUUCCAGAGUCCAACUUGGUCAGAGGGAAGAUUUUUGAUAGAACAUUCCUUCGAAUUAUUUGCAUUAUUACUUUGAAAUUAACCAGUUUUCUUUGGAUCGUGGGCUGAUGUUGUGUUUUCACUUUCACACGAUAACAGGAGAAAAACUGUUUACUACUAUUUAAAUGUAGAAGUAGCUUAAAACCUUUGCGAAGCUACAGGUAGAUGCACAAGCAAGAAGGAAAAAGAACAACUACAUUAUUUAGGAUAGAUAUUAAAUUUAAAAUAACAAAUUAUACUCGGUUAAGAACAAACUACCAACUCCAGGGUAGAUGUAGACGAAAUGGAAUAAAGUUCCAGGGGGGGGGUUGUUUUUAACUAAUCCAGAAAAUUAAAUAUUGUACAAAAUAUGCCUCAAUAUUAUUGAGAGCAGUUUAUAAUCUCAGUUAAUAGAGUCCUGUCCAACCUUAUAUACAGAGAUGUGAUGAGUAUCAUUCUCACUCUAUUAGUAUGAGGGGAUGAUUCAUGAAGAAUCUUCACGCUGACCCCUGCUGGACCGUUUCCAUCACUGCAUUAGUAAAUAUUACAGCGGAUACUGUUAUUUUUCAACCUUUUGUUCCUCUGUGUCUUAAUCCGUGUUGUAAAUAUCAUUCAUAUAUACAAAACCUUCCAAGCUUCCCAGUGUUGCUCCCUGACAGCAUGCUAAUAUAUUCACUGACUGCAAACACACUGGAUGACAAUGAUGUCGUUACUCCGCGGUAACGAGAGCAUUACUACAAAUCUGUAUUAUUGUGCAGCAAAGACCUAUAAUGCUAUAAAGUGUCCGUGUUAGAUGAACAAAGCGACAACGCGCCUCGUUGGAGUAUUUCCUGUUAGGAGAUGAACAGAUGAUUUGAUUGGAUGAUGGUCGGGCAGGUGUGUGUCCUCUGGAAGUCUCUACAAACGUGUUAAUAUCUGCUUUACUGUGUUGCUGUAAAAGUAGCGGUAGGUGGAGAAGAAGUCGAACAUUAAUACGAUGAAUAUUCUCUGUAGUUGUACCCUCACUCGUCCAUGUGUGCUCGGAGACAAAGACAGGACAGACGUGAAUCUACUCUGAGGGGCUGUUUGACGUUCUGUAUUUACCUGUUGUUUCCACAGCAUGUUUUCAAUAUGAAGAAAACCAAGUUCCUUUAAAAACAAACCGUUCAGAUCCGUCUUCAGGUCAUUAAGACAGAAAGACACUCAGACGUUACACAUGAGCUCAAAUAAGAGUCAAAGUGUGUGUUUGUGAAAUGAUGACAUUCAAAGUCUGUGGUUGUUUCUCACAUUAAAGUUGUUUUCAGUCUGAAAAUGUUCCUGACAUGUUCCUGACGUGUUCUGGAGGUUCUGGAUGUGAAAACAUGUCUGAGUCAGUGUCUCUGGACAUGUUCUGGAUCUUCUCCUGCAGCCUCCUAGUAAAAUGUCUGUAACAUGUGAGAGUGAGUCCAUGUGAGGAGACAGCAGGACAAUGUGUGGUGUGUCAAUUUGACAGUGACUCGUAGCUGGAGCCACAACAACUUAUGGUUUAAUCAAUUCAUCGAUUGACAUACAGCCGUGUGAUGAGCUGUUCUUUAACAUAUGAACUCAAAUAAAUUCAACAAAAUGAAAUAAAAUGUAACAUUUAACAACAUUUUUACACAUUUACAAACACGUUUCUGAUUUGUUCACAGGUUUAAAGGUGAUAAGAAACUUUCUGAUCAUUUCACAAACUUUUUUUGAUCUUAUUGAAGCUCAUGACUGAAAGUUGAAUUUCUAAACUUUGCAGCCGUGUAUUUUAUACUCGGACAGAUUGUUGGUGAAAAUCCUUUUAACAGCCCCGAUAAGACGAAACAAUGAAAACUGUGUGACUGAGACGAACGGGGAAUCAAGCUCCAUCAAAAGGUCCCGAAGUUUGUCCACGUCCCCGUCAGCGUCCUCGUUCACACCCGGCUGAGAUCAGGCUCUUCAUUCAAUCACUUUAUCAAAGUACUGCAGGUGAAUUUGAACUCUCGGUACUUUGAGUUCACUCAAAAACUGAAUGUUGGACUUUUGAUGGCUCCUCAGCCGACUGAGAUUCUUUACAUUCAUUUUUUUUGUCUGCAACAGGAACAUUAACUCUGAGGGACAUCACCUUGAACGUCUCAAAAUUGUCAAAUAUUCAUCAUUGACUGAGGAAAUAAAUGAUUCUGUAUUUAUUAAAUCUAAUAAAUAGAUCUCAGCCCUUUGUGUGUGAAUGAGGCCGCAGACGUGACGGUGUCAUGUGAAAUAGGCAAAGCAACAGACGUGUGUCAUUAUAUAUGUUUUCAUCUAAUAAAGAGUGACGUGUUUCAUUA